AUGGACGAGGGCCCACGCCAGCGCGCUCGCGGAAACACCUCUCGUAACGCCGCCGUGCCCAAUGAGCGCUCCACCGAGCGACCUCUUCCUCCCUCCCGCCCCAAGACCCAUGAAGAACACCAUGUCCACCAGACCCCGUGCACCGAUAUCGAGACGGUCCGCACCAAGACGACGACGAGCGGGGCCGUCUUCAGCACCAUGAAGAUCGUCAGCGACGAGCCGCAGAGCGACCCCGCACUCUCGUACCCGCCACUAAAACACCAACGACUCCCGCCCGCCCACGUCUUAUCGCCACAGGACGUCCGCGCUAAGAAGCAACUACAACGGCAAAGAGCCGUUUUUGGCGGCCUGCCGCAGACGCUGCCCCUGUCCGGCAUCGAGAUCUUGACGUCGAGGCUCGUGGCGACGCUGAACGAGGAGGGGCCUUCGAAUCAGAUCAAACUGUUCGGCCCAUUUAUCGGGGAGGUGCCCAGACGGUUGGGCUCGACGACGGCCUUGAAUGACGCAGCCGCCUGCUUGACUACCACACACGACGCCAUUAUCCGCAAGCACAGCAAGACACGCAUAAACCCGCAGCUGUACGCCAAAGCGUUGAAGAGCCUCCACGCGGCCAUUCAGGACGAGAGCCAAGUGAGAUCGACAUCGACACUCUGCGCUACAGUUCUCUUGGCAAUCACAGAAGCAUAUGCGGUAGGAGUAUGCGGGACGAACCGCAAUUUCAUCACGCACCUGGGCGGCGCAGCCCGCAUUCUCGAGCUCAGAGGCCCGGAAGAAUUCCAGAACCCUUCCUCAUUCGAGAGAGCUCUGCUGCGAGCCAUUACCGUCGGCGUGGGCCUGGACGCCAUCUUUACAGGGAAAGAAGACAUCCUAGCCACUCGGGAAUGGCACGACAUCGCCUUCGACACUACGGGCGUUACCGAGCCUCGCGCCUCCAUGUUCAAGAUCUCCCGCACACUUUCCCUGCUCCCCUCCCUCACCCGUGAUGUGCGCGCCUUCUUCGCCGGCACCUUCUCCACCUCCUCAUCCCCCCGCAUGACCCGCCUCGCGCUCCUCCACCGCGCCGAAACUCUCCUCAAGAUGCUCGACGAGGUCAGGCCCUACAUCGACGCCACCCUCGCCGACGAGGCACGUGUGCGCCUCGUGCCAGCCGCCAAAGAACACGCCGACCUGUGGCCCAAGGCGUAUCGGUUCGCCGAUGCCGGCGUAGCCUUCGUGCUAUGGUUCUUCUGGAACAUGCGCAUGAUCGCCUCAUCCAUCAUCAUCGGCCUCCACCGCCGUCCGGAUCCCCCCUCCACCGCCACCUCCUCACCAUCCCCAUCGUCCGCCUCCCCCUCCGCCUCCCCCUCUCCUCCCUCCUCCUCAUCCUUCCCCUCGCCUCCCACCUCCCCACCCUGCCCUCAAUCCUCCUUCUACCCACCCUCCCUCCUCGCCGCUCUCGAACGCGACACCAUCCGCAUGGCCCACGACGUCUGCAUGAGCUGGGAACACGCCCGCGCCGUGCGGCCUCUCGGCGCCAUGUACAUCGACGUGGGGCUCAUCAUCGCCUACGGCAUCUUCGCCACGGCUGGGGAUACCGCUCGCCAAGGCUGGCUGCUGCGCGCCCUCGCCGACCUGACCGAGGGCCACCCGGGCGAGGGGACGGGCGAGGGCAUAGCGGGACGCGCGUUCGAGGGCAGUACGAAGGAUUGGACGGCUGAGAGGGUCGAGUGGUUGGGGCGGUGGUUUUCGGCUGGUUGUGUGGAUUUUGUCGGUAUGAGUGGGUUGAAUGGAGAGGAAGAGGUGGGCGAGGAGGCUACUGGCUCGGCUGGUAGUAGUCCUGUCGGGUCGGCGAAUGCUUCGCCGCUGUUGACGGAUCGAGACGCUUCUCCGCAGCUCACGUCGUCGAUGUGGGAUGAAUGGGCGUUCGCUUCUGGUGGCGGGCAGGCUGACUUCUUCGGUGGCUGGAACAACGCCUCCGACCUGUCGUCUUUCCAGGCCGCCGGCAGCAGCAGCGCGUAUGGCGCCGUAGCAGCAGCAGCUCCCACCGGCGGCGGCUACGCCGAGUCCAUCGCUUCGGGCUCGACUGCUACUGGUCUUGCUGCUGCUGCUGGCGGUGCCGCACCGACGGGUAGGCGGAUCAGGUGGCACACGCCGACGACGACGGCGACGGCGAACGGCGGCAUGAAUUACGGGUUUGACAGCUUUAACAACAACUUUGGCGGCGCGCCGCUGCAGAGCAAGUCUUUUGUUGCGUAA
This is a messenger RNA of Lasiodiplodia theobromae, 2235 nucleotides long. Its product is annotated as Zn 2cys6 transcription factor protein. The record is from RefSeq and is a predicted model, not a curated record. The coding region runs from base 1 to 2235 and encodes 744 amino acids. The transcript is spliced from 4 exons. NCBI's taxonomy places the organism in Eukaryota, Fungi, Ascomycota, Dothideomycetes, Botryosphaeriales, Botryosphaeriaceae.